Messenger RNA from Callorhinchus milii (elephant shark), 2110 nucleotides. It is a transcript of the gene nmnat3, whose product is annotated as nicotinamide nucleotide adenylyltransferase 3. Gene Ontology annotation, biological process: NAD+ biosynthetic process. Bases 123 to 938 code for a protein of 271 amino acids. The transcript has 5 exons. The record is from RefSeq and is a predicted model, not a curated record. NCBI's taxonomy places the organism in Eukaryota, Metazoa, Chordata, Chondrichthyes, Chimaeriformes, Callorhinchidae. Gene Ontology annotation, cellular component: mitochondrion. Gene Ontology annotation, molecular function: nicotinate-nucleotide adenylyltransferase activity; nicotinamide-nucleotide adenylyltransferase activity.
UCUGUGUCCAAUGUGGUGGAUGAACAGAAAGCAAAAGCAGUUAAGACAAAGAAGUUAUGGUGACAGUCUUCUCGUUAUGAAUACUCUGGGGAACUCUUGUUGGAGUUCGUCUUUGCAGUAAAAUGGUUAGCAAAGUCCCAGUUGUGCUCCUGGCCUGUGGUUCCUUCAACCCCAUCACUAAUAUACACUUGCGCAUAUUUGAGCUUGCCAGAGAUCAUCUUCAUCAAACAGGACUGUUCAAGGUUAUUAAAGGCAUCAUUUCUCCAGUUCACGAUAAAUAUGGGAAGAGAGGGCUAGUGAGAGGGGAUCACCGAAUUGCUAUGGUACAGCUUGCUGUACGCUCGUCAGACUGGAUCACUGAGGACGCCUGGGAGUGUGAACAAACUCACUGGUUGCAGACUGUGAAGGUCCUGAGGCACCAUCACAAUGCAUUACUUCAUCAGCAUCGAAUUAUGAACGGAACAGCUCCCGAAAACAGACAGUUCUUAAAAGAGGAACACUGUUCAGAUUCAUCCCAGUCUAUUUCAGUUCUGCCACAGCUAAAGUUGCUUUGUGGAGCAGACGUUUUGGGAACAUUUCACAUUCCGAACCUGUGGAAAGAUGAACAUAUUGAGGAAAUAGUUGGAAAAUUUGGCAUGGUUUGUAUUAGCCGUGAUGGAGCAGCCCCACGGAGAUUCAUUUAUGAAUCCGAUAUCCUCUUCAAACACAGACGUAAUAUCCACGUGGUGAGGGAGUGGGUGCAGAAUGAUAUAAGUGCCACUCAUAUCCGCCGAGCUUUGCGCAGGGGCCAGAGUGUGAAAUAUUUGGUCCCAGAUAAUGUUAUUGACUAUAUUAAAGAGCACAAUAUAUACACUGUGGAAAGUGAACAGCAGAAUAUAAAUGAGAUUUUACAGCCACUGAAAUCCCAAGACGACAUGAUAAGCCCACUAAAUGAUUAAUUGAAAUAAUGAUCAAAUUUUGCAGGAGUUUUCAUGUAUUGUAAUUCAAAGUUGCUUGAAAAUACAUGUUGUAAACAUAAUUACGGCUUGCAGGAUUUGUGUUUUUAGGCGAUAGAGAGAAGGAAUUUAGUGAGGUGGUUACCUGUUUUCUCUCUCUCUUUACUCUCUUUAUGUAUUAGUCAUGCAUGUGUUUAUCUUUGUCACUCCUGCUAUCAGAAUAUUGCAGAACUUUACAUUGAUUUAACGGGCAGGUGAUUUUGAUACUAACAUUUUAAUUUGAAUUCUAUUCAAGGUCUUUGGUCAAAGCACUCUUUUCUCAGAAGUGCAACUCCCAAACUGCCUUUGAAAAGUAUGUUAUCUUCAUUUGUCAGUGUUUCAUUUGUGCUCCCAUCAUUGGAUUUAAAACCAAAAACUAUCUGACUAAAAUUCUCUGGGGUUGGGAGGAAGAGGAUGGUUGGAAAGAGUUAAUACUGAAUCAGCUCCUAAUUAUAAUGGAAUUUUAGCAAAAUUAUUUUUUUCUUCAUUUGAACUGAAGGUUUCCAUUUGUAAAUGUAAAAUCCAUUAUAGUUCGAUGGGAAUAAUUAAAGGAGAUUUUUCAUGACUUAAUUCAGACGACUGGAGGGAAAGAUGGCAAUGGAGAAGAAAAUGCUGGAGUAAGCAAUUCUGAGUUGCUGCAGAUGUUAGGCUGUUAAGAAACACAUAAGCCAGUGAAUGAUGUUCCAUGUGAAGAGAGUUCAGAAGGGUAAGACUGGAAGAGAUAAAAUAACUUAAGAUGAAAGCUCACAGGCUGUUAUAUUCAGAAUCCUGGUAGCUUUGGAAGAACAUUUUUCUCCAGUAAUCCUGUCCACUAUUUACCGCAAAUUGCACUGAUUCAUCCCGUAGUUGUGGAGCAAUGUUAUUGAACUUUGUUGAACUUUAUUGAACUUAAUGAACUUUGCAAAGAAUUCUGUAAAGCAAAGGCCUUAUCCCAAGUUACAAUUAUAGUGCAAUGAAGCAAAUACACUACACGGACUAUAUAUAAUUCCCACUCCAAGGAUAAUGAAGCAUAAAAUAUGUCUUGAUUAUUUCAUCUAUACUAAUAAAACGACAAUGUCUGUGUGUGUGUCAGCCAAGCUCUCAAUAACCAGUUGGCGUAGAGACAUGAUUUAUACCUCAUCGGAAAGGUCUUCCAU